Oryza sativa Japonica Group (Japanese rice) is the source of this 2604-nucleotide messenger RNA. The record is from RefSeq and is a predicted model, not a curated record. NCBI's taxonomy places the organism in Eukaryota, Viridiplantae, Streptophyta, Magnoliopsida, Poales, Poaceae.
AUUUGGAUCCGCGAGGCUGUGCCUGCGGGUGGUGCGUUGGCGUGGCCUUGAGGGAGGUGAGGUGGAUCGGGGGCGCAGAUCUGGAGGGCGCAUGAGGAGGCGGCGCCGGAGAGGAGGAGGAGGAGGAGGAGGAGGGAGAGGGUGGUGUAGUGGGAGCGGCCGAGAUGGGGCGUCGACGGGGUGGUGAUCCUGGAGGCUGUGGUGGCGAGUGAGGCGGCGGCGGUGGUGGUGGUGGGGGUGGGGGAGGAGGGGGCUGGGAUGGAGGACGUGGCGGUGGCGGCGGCGCUCGCUCCUGCGCCGGCGACGGCUCCGGUUUUUAGCCCCGCCGCGGCGGGGCUCACGCUGAUCGCCGCCGCGGCCGCGGACCCGAUCGCGGCCGUGGUGGCGGGGGCCAUGGACGGGGUGGUGACCGUGCCGCCGGUCAGGACGGCGUCGGCGGUGGAGGACGAUGCGGUGGCACCGGGGAGGGGGGAGGAAGGGGGGGAGGCGUCGGCGGUGGGGAGCCCGUGCUCGGUGACCAGCGACUGCAGCAGCGUGGCCAGCGCGGACUUCGAGGGGGUUGGCCUGGGAUUCUUCGGGGCGGCGGCGGAUGGCGGCGCCGCUAUGGUGUUCGAGGAUUCGGCGGCGUCGGCGGCCACGGUCGAGGCAGAGGCACGCGUCGCGGCCGGGGCGAGGAGCGUCUUCGCCGUCGAGUGCGUGCCCCUGUGGGGGCACAAGUCGAUUUGUGGCCGCCGGCCAGAAAUGGAGGACGCCGUCGUCGCCGUGUCCAGAUUCUUCGACAUCCCGCUAUGGAUGCUCACCGGCAACUCCGUCGUCGACGGCCUCGACCCCAUGUCGUUCCGCCUCCCAGCACACUUCUUCGGUGUCUACGACGGCCACGGUGGCGCGCAGGUUGCAAAUUACUGUCGGGAGCGGCUCCACGCUGCGUUGGUGGAGGAGCUGAGCAGGAUAGAGGGGUCUGUGUCCGGUGCUAACUUGGGAUCUGUGGAGUUCAAGAAGAAGUGGGAACAGGCGUUUGUGGACUGCUUCUCGAGGGUGGACGAGGAGGUGGGAGGCAAUGCGAGCAGGGGAGAAGCUGUAGCACCCGAGACCGUGGGAUCUACGGCUGUAGUCGCUGUGAUCUGCUCCUCGCACAUCAUCGUUGCUAAUUGUGGAGACUCACGGGCAGUGCUCUGUCGUGGCAAGCAGCCUGUGCCGCUAUCAGUGGAUCAUAAACCUAACAGGGAGGAUGAAUAUGCAAGGAUCGAGGCAGAAGGUGGCAAGGUUAUACAGUGGAAUGGCUAUCGAGUUUUUGGUGUUCUUGCCAUGUCGCGAUCAAUAGGUGCAUAAGUUAAAUAUACCUUCCAAAUCCCAAGUGCCUGCUCAAACAGUUGUGUGUAUUCAACAGUAUACAUUAAAGUGAGGUUUCAAGGUCUUGUGGCCCAUCUGCCAUUUAAAAAUUUAUAUUUGGAGCAGUUCCAGCAGUAAUUGUGUAGAUAUUUGGCACUCACUUUCCUUAGAUGACAAAGAUUAGCAGCAUGUGUUAGGAACAUUUCCUAGAUCUCUAAUUGACAAUAUAUGGGUUUGUUAUUCGACUUCCCUUACAAGCCAAAAGGUAGCAACAUGUUUUAGAAGCAUUUUGCUAGAUCUGUAAUUAAUAGUGCAAGUUUUGGUGUCUGAUUUUCCUUGGAUGUCAAAGAGUAGCAGCAUGUGUUUGGAGCAUUUUCCUUGCUCUCUGAUGUUCCUUGAGGCUGUGAGCUUUUGAUUUCUAUGUAACUGUUUGCUUUUUAAUUAGUUAAUCAUUUUGUUUGUUUUUUGUUUGGGUGGAUGAGGCUUGUUAGGGAGUGUAGGAGCGAGGUAGAAAUAUCAACACUUUGUCCUUGUAACAACUCAUUGUCAUGUGUAUCGAUCUUCUGGUAUUCUUUCCUGAAGUGUUCAUGUUGAAUCUUUUUCAUAAAAAAAAGCUUGUCUAUUUGUAAAGUUCCUGCCAACCUUUCUUUUGUUCUUUUUGGGUGAGCAUCAUGUGUUUUUGCUGUUUGUUUCCUUUCUAUUGCAAUGCUAAGUACUGAGCGUUGCACAUGCAUGUAGUAACCAAUCAUACGACCCUAUACUCCUAUGAGAUGGCUACUUUGGUAUGCCAAGUUUUGUUUCAUCCACAACAUGUUUUUUCCUAAUCCACGUAGCCUAUAUGGUUUUGUAUGUCAUACCAAAGCAGUCUUGUGUUUUACAGCUGUCACUAUUGCAUUUUAAGAGACAAGUCACAACCAGUACAUGUUUCUUGACACUUUCUAGUUGCUUUUGUAAAAUUGUACUUGUUACCACUAUAGAGUGCCUUUUUUUUUUUUGCCAAAAGCUCCUGUUCAUCAUUUGUACAACCCCGUCCUCCACAUAUUUGUGCUUCUUUAUCAUUUUACUCUACCAAAAGAUAACAAGAGAUAAAUCUUAUGGAAAUAUAUAUUCUCAGUCCACGUUUAUUACUGGAAAUAUAUAGUUAUGAAUAAAGUUUGGAAAUAUUGACUACUGAUCCCACGGUGACUUGCAUUUCUCGACACAGGGGAUAUCUCACUAGCUGUGUCAUUCCAAUGCAAUAGAUCAUGAACAAAUGACUAGGUAAGUAGGUCAUAA